UUCAGAUGAUCAAAAUGAUGGUGAUCGUGGUGAUAAUUUUCACAGCGUGCUGGUUGCCAUUCAACAUACUAAUGGUAGCACUGGAGAAGAACAGACGUCUCGCUGAGUGGCCAGGAACUUCCUACUUGUGGUUCGCGUUCCACUGGCUCGCGAUGUCACAUUCCUGCUACAACCCAGUUAUUUAUUGCUGGAUGAACACUCGCUUCAGAGCGGGGUUCUGUACGGCUUUUGUUCGUGUGCCAUGUCUCAGAAGACUUGUUCCACUCACCGCGAGGCACCGCCACUGCAACACUUCAUCUGUGACAGGCAUGGGUCUUACGGGAAUGGAUCCAACUGAGUCGUCAGUGUUGCAUCGAGUCAAUACCUGCACCACAUAUGUGAGCACCCGCCGCAAAACCCAGCACCUUGCCAAUAACUGUGCAUCUCCUGCACUGUUAGGAUCAGUGUCCCGCAAGGGCUGUCAACCCACUGCUCACUAUAAUGGACAUCGCAGACUCUCCCGCCUGGACAGCUGCCAUGAGGAUCAGAUCUAACAGCCACAAAUCACAGCUCACUGCAAAAGGUAGUGCAGACUCUUCUGUCUGGGUAAUUGCACAGAGGAGCAGAAGUAACUACCGUGCAUAUCUUCCAUGAUAAAACUUUGCAGUUCUCAAGAGCUGUACAGCCACUGCUCACAAUAAUGGACUUCUCAGACUCUCCCAUCUGCACAGCUACCCAGAGAACCAGACACAACUGGCUAAUAUGUUGCAAUAUGAUUCAAAUUAGAGUGCAUUUCAGAAGACUCUUUUGAUACAUAAAAUUAAAUUUGAACAGUUAGUGACAUAGCAUUACCAUUAGAAAAGGGCCAUCCUUUAAACAUAUGUCAAGCACUGUGUUAAUAAGAAUAUGUAUUACAGAGUCAUGAGAACGAGUGUUAAGCCCAUCUGGUAAUAAUGGAGUUCUGUCCCACUGAUGGCAAAACAACACCUGUUACUGUACAGACAGAUCUAGAAGCAUAAGCUACAAUACCUGAAUAUUCCUUUCAGACUAUUAUGAAUUAGGUUUCGCAAUCAGUAGUGCAGAAUGUACACUGGAUUCUCCUCUGCACAUACCGAGGCAGUCUUAGUUAAAUCAAGAGAUAAUACUUGUGACAUUCUUUUGCAUAUGACUGCAGCAACUGCUAGUCAGUUUGGUCAUUCACAAGAAUUUUGUCAGGACAUAGGCUGUACGAAUUAAUUUGCCAGCAAUGAACCAGUAUAUUUCCUUUGAAAGUAGUGAUACCAUGGUGAAAUAUAUAUAUAUAUAUAUAUUUCUAUUUUGUACAUAAUCAUCAAAACACACUCCUAACACAGUUCACUGUGUGUUUCGAUGUGACCCACUAUUAUACUACUUGUUUAUGUCCAUCUGAAAUUGAUUAAGAAAUUUUAAACAAAUCCCUCCUAAUCAUUACAAAAACUUAAAUAUUCAUAAUAGCCUAUAUCUGAUGUGAAGUAACCAAACAAUGUUGACUUCUAACCCACGACAUUCCACAACCACUAUAUUAGCCAACGAGGAGACAUGAUAAAAGUGUCGAAGUAUGUCAGUCGAUUAAGAGCAUAUAAUCUCUAUGUAAACUUGCUUUACUACAUAGUUCAGUCACUAACCUGUGUUAACUGAAUACAGAUGGAAAUGACUAAAAAAUGGCCUAAACUUUGAUCACAAUCUGCUCCAAGACUUAUAUUUAAAACCAAAUGUUAUAUGUAUAAAGUCUGGUGUAAAUUAACGCAGUUAACUGAAGUACUUUGAGGUUACUGUGAUAGUGAGUAACAUAAUCAAUUCUGAGCGAUUCAUUAUAAAUACAUGAUCUUGUUACAUGACUCCCAUGUUAAUUUACAAUGAAAAUUGUGGAAGUUACCUACAAGGAAACUCAUAUAACCUACCAGGACAUUGAUAUUUGUGGCAGUUCAUUUGUAGAUAUUUCUCUUUUGACUAGAUCAAGACCACACAAUAUCUGCAAUAGCUGGCAGGCUAUUAUGUCACAUUAUAUAUUAUGGACUGAUGAUUAUACAGCUGUUAUAUUGGGCAGUUUACUUAAGAAAUUUCAUAAAAACAUAACUGAAACAUCAGAAGAAAUUAAUGUAUAAUGUAUAAUCUGAUAAUUUGGCUUUUAUAACAGCUUAAAUAUCAGUUAUACAUAAUAAGUGGAAUAUUACCUCACAGGGUGAAUAUUUCCAAUUCAAUCGUUUCUGGAAACCAGUGUAAGGGAUAUUUCAUGAAUAUAAACUGUUGAAGUGCCAGUUCAGCAUUAAUAUUGAACAUUAGGCACAUAAACUUGGAUAUUUGUGAACUUAAACAAUACAUUUUUAUCACCACAUGUCAAAUGAUGUUUUAAAACAAGUUAUCUGCACAAAUAAAGUACAUAGCUACAUACAAUUUUCCCAGUGAUUCUCAAGACAUUGUAUUACUUUAUGGGAACACGUCAUGGUUUACGUGCUUCUAAUUCAAAAGAAAUGUAUGGUGAUGAAUUUAAAGUCUGUUUUAUGUCUAUGAACUUUAUUGAAACUUUUAUGUGAGGGAGGCAUACAAGUUGAGCCACAAGUCAAUGUGUAUACCACACUUGUGUACAUCUGUGUUAAAUACUACAACUAAUCUUCAACACAUUGUGUCAUAACUAUGCUGUAGUAAUUAUAAGAAGAUAUAUUCUUAUUCUCUGAUAAUUUAAUGGUUUUAUUGGUGUCAUGUCAUAUGAGGAUUUGUGUGGUUUUUUCCCACCAUUAUGGAGACUGAAUAUGGAUUGGAGAAUAUUAAUUAAUUUAUAGCACAAAUAAUGUUUAUACACAAAAAUUGUCAAAUUAUUUUAGGAAGAAUGUAAUCUUUAAGGGCAUAUUUUAAAUAACACAUUGGAUGAUUUCAUUAUAUCAUACCAUUUUCAAUAUAUUUGUAUGUAAUAUUAUUUUAAUAUCUUGCUGAAAUACUGCUUAUAAAAUUCAAGUUGCAGUGUUUGAAGUGACGUUGAUUAAUACGUUUCAUUUAUUCAUAUUCACUUACAGCAUCUUUACAACUUCUGUAUUUACAGUGAAAUUACAUGUUUUAAUUUUCUGUAAAAGUUUGACCAAACAUUCUUGAUGAUGUGAUGACAUGUAAAGUGUAGCUUCAUUAGAUAAAGAAUAAUUGCAUCAGACAUACUGUGUAACUUUGAUUUGAAUAUUAUUCUCGUUUUUAUAAUGUUCUCAUUUCUGACUAAUAUAAGGAACUCAUAACUUACACAUGCAUCAGAAAGAAGGCAAACCAACACACAUGAAAACAGUUUAAUAUAUUAUUCACUUAAAAAAAAUAUAAUAAACAGAAAAGAAAUCAGUUCAAAAUAUGUAUAUUCUGCUUGGUUUAGAGAAUGCUUCAAUGAAUAUUUGUCAGAAAAGGUAGGAUUUUACUGAAAAAAAAUCCCAGCCUUCAUCAGAUUCUAAACCAAUCUGAUUAUAAUGUCAUAUACCAGAGAUAAACAAAAUUUCAAACUGGUGUAUCCCUUUCAUAACACAGGAAAUUUUAAAAAAUAUUUAAGGAUUAUGUGCAGAAGGGAAGCAUGUAAAAAUGUACUUAUGUAUUGAUAGGGUUAUUUAUUUUGUUUUUGUGUAUGAAAUAUUUUCUGUGUCUUCAUGAAUUUUACAUAUGCUGGUAUGAACAUUAAUUAUUUCUAUUUUAGAGGCAUUUUGUCAUUUUGUACUCAUAUGUUGACUUUGUAAGUUUUCAGAAAGCUACAAGAGGUUUGUUUCAAUCAUAAAGACAUAGCAGAACAGAGUCAUUUUCACAGGACUACUACACACCGAAGUAUAAAGAAAAGAAUGACUGAUUUCAAAGUUAUAUAUCUUAUUAUUAUACUGCAGCACUCCGUUGCAUUUUGUAUUAUAAUUUAGCACUCACACUUUUCACCGUCACUGUGCAAGUUCGUUUAUGCGUUAAAAUUCACACUUCAAAAAUAUUUGUCUCUUCCUAUUAUUCAAAAACUGCAUAUUAUGGCCAAACUGACCAUCAUCACGUGUGCACAUGUGAAAAGUGAGAGUGCUGAUUUAUAUAUCUUGUUUGUAGUAUGGAAAUGGUUAAUGUGGUCCAUAUAAUAAUAGUCAUCAAAAGUAAUUUCAAUUGAAAAACAGUAAAGAAGUAAAACAUGUUAAUAGUUUCACCUUGGGAGGUGCACAGUUAACAUUAUUUGCAAUCAUGAAUCCCACCAUGCUUGCUGUGCCAAAUCCACAUCCUGUCACUGAAAUAUCUUAAACUUGUAUAUUAAUUGUUCCAGUGUCUUGUAGUGUACUGCAUAUUUUUGGUGGAUGAAGAAUUAAAUAUAUUAUGAAUA
This is a messenger RNA of Cryptotermes secundus, 4306 nucleotides long. Its product is annotated as RYamide receptor. The transcript has 3 exons. Gene Ontology annotation, biological process: G protein-coupled receptor signaling pathway. Bases 6 to 533 code for a protein of 175 amino acids. Gene Ontology annotation, molecular function: tachykinin receptor activity. The record is from RefSeq and is a predicted model, not a curated record. NCBI's taxonomy places the organism in Eukaryota, Metazoa, Arthropoda, Insecta, Blattodea, Kalotermitidae. Gene Ontology annotation, cellular component: plasma membrane.